AUGAGGAGGAAUUAUAUGGUGCCAGCCGUGGGUAUUGGAGGAGGGUUUGCUCUAUUGUGGAAUGAAGGUGUGGAUUUGGAAUUGAUAAAAGUUAGUAAUGGAAUUUUCCAAGAGCUAAUUAAAGAGCCUUUACGGAAGGUUCAUUGGAUGUUGUUUACGGUGUAUGGGAGACCCUAUGAAACAGAAAAACAAUUAUUCUGGGAAGAGUUGGAAAAAAGGAUUAUUAAAGUUCGUGUUCCCUGGGUGGUGAUUGGUGAUCUUAAUGUGAUUGCGCAUCCUUGGGAGAAGAGUGGUGGUAGAAGAGUAACUGCUCGGGACACUUGCAUCCUUACAAACUUCUUGCAGAAUACAGGGGGAGUUGAUCUUGGAUUUCAUGGUUGGAAGUUUACAUGGCAAAAUAACAGAUUUGUGGGUGGUUUGACUAGAGAGAGAUUAGACCGUGCAGUGGUUUCGGGGGAUUGGAUCACAUAUUUUCCCGAGGCAAAAGUCACUAAUGCUCCAAUCUCCGUUUCGGAUCAUGGAUAUGUGCUUUUGGACAGUGUCGGGGGAAGGAAGAGGGGGUUUAAACCAUUUCUGUUUUUUUGA
This is a messenger RNA of Cannabis sativa, 585 nucleotides long. RefSeq lists its product as uncharacterized. The coding region runs from base 1 to 585 and encodes 194 amino acids. The record is from RefSeq and is a predicted model, not a curated record. Gene Ontology annotation, molecular function: catalytic activity. The transcript has a single exon. NCBI's taxonomy places the organism in Eukaryota, Viridiplantae, Streptophyta, Magnoliopsida, Rosales, Cannabaceae.